Molecule: messenger RNA, 3110 nt
Organism: Ricinus communis (castor bean)
Lineage: Eukaryota; Viridiplantae; Streptophyta; Magnoliopsida; Malpighiales; Euphorbiaceae
Product: VIN3-like protein 1
Exons: 5
Coding region: 473-2638 (721 amino acids)
Biological process (GO): epigenetic regulation of gene expression; vernalization response
Molecular function (GO): protein binding
Source: RefSeq, a predicted model, not a curated record
GUUUUUGACUCUCAGAUCCGUUUCUGUUUUGUUCAUUUUCUCGGUUUUUUUCCCUUUCUCUUUUGAGUUUGUUUCCUGUUUCGAGUUUUUGAAAAUGUUAUGUGCUUUUUUAUUUUAAAUAAAAAAAAUUGCUUCUCUGUAUGAUUUUCUCACGUUGAAUCCACACAAUGUACGGACAUUUAGUUAACUGUUAAAGUUUUCAUGUCUGCCUAUGUUGUGUCGUUUUGGAUUCUGUUUGGGUAAUCUAUUGAUUUUUUUUAUUUGAUUAGCAGCAUUGCUGUUAAAUUUAAGAAGUCAUACUCAAAAGUCAAAACCAGAUGAUUUUUUUAACAUGCAGCGUGCUAUAUAUGAACUGCAAGAGAAGAAAUAGGAAAGAAAUGCCGUUAUUUCGUGUUCACACGUGUGAAAAAAAUAUUUAACUUAAUUGAGCAAAGGCAGGGCUGUGAAAGUUAUUGCGCUCGCCUGUUAAAAAAUGGAUUUAGAGGAUAAGUUUCUAGCUAAAGUUUCUGGUGUUCAAAGCCUUUCUUCUAGUGUACAAAGCACCCCUGAGAAAAAUGGGAAUUCAGAUGACGCAUCAAGAAGUCCGGAACUUCUUCAAGAGUUUCUGAAAUCUGGCGCCAAAAAGGAGCUUCUUCGAACUUGUUUUGAUAAGGACAAGAAGCACACAGCUUCAUCAAAGAGCAAAGCAACAGAAGUGAUGAAGACAUGUAAUAAAACAAUUAGGAAGCAGGAGUCAAAAAAAGUUUCUUCCAGUCCCAUCAAUCAGCCUUCAUUCAAGAAGCAACAAAGAAAGGGGGAAAACCCAACACGACUCUUACCAGCUUCGGAGCAGCCAUCAGAUUUUGGAUGCUCAAACUCCUGGAUAUGUAAAAACUCAGCUUGUAGAGCUGUCCUUUCCAUUGAUGACACAUUUUGCAAGAGGUGCUCUUGCUGUAUUUGUCAUUUAUUUGAUGACAAUAAAGAUCCUAGUCUCUGGUUGGUCUGCACAUCAGAAAAUAGUGAGGGGGACUCUUGUGGGCUAUCAUGUCAUAUUGAAUGUGCCCUUCAGCGAGAAAAGGUGGGUGUUGUUGAUCUGGGGCAACUAAUGCAGCUAGAUGGUAGUUAUUGCUGUGCUUCUUGUGGUAAAGUUACAGGCAUUCUUGGGUCCUGGAAGAAGCAGCUAAUCAUUGCCAAGGAUGCUCGUCGAAUUGAUGUGCUCUGUUAUAGGAUAUACUUGAGCUACAGGCUAUUGGAUGGGACUUCAAGGUUUAAAGAACUGCAUGAAAUUGUGAAAGAUGCUAAGGCCAAAUUAGAAACAGAGAUAGGCCCUUUGAAUGGUGUGUCUGCCAAGAUGGCACGUGGUAUUGUCAGCAGACUCUCUAUUGCUGGUGAUGUGCAGAAACUUUGUUCUCUUGCAAUUGACAAAGCUGAUGAAUGGCUGGCUACAAUCUCUAGUGGGAACCCAAAAUGCAGAGAGGAUUCACGUCCUGCUGCUUGCAGGUUCUUAUUUGAAGAAGUAACAUCAUCAUCUGUUGUAAUCAUUUUAAUUGAAAUGUGUAAUGCAUCAUCUGAUGAAAUUAAGGGCUACAAACUUUGGUAUUGCAAGAGUAUAGAAGAGGCGCAAACAAAAGACCCUCUUUGUGUAUUUCCAAGAACUCAGAGGAGGAUUUUGAUAUCCAAUUUGCAGCCCUGCACGGAGUAUACUUUUCGGAUUGUUUCAUAUACAGAAGCUGGUGACUUUGGUCACUCUGAGGCUAAGUGUUUUACCAAGAGCAUAGAGAUAAUUCACAAGAAUCCUAAUUCUUCAGUUUCCACAAAUGGUAAGAAUGCAAAUAAUUCCUUGGAAGGAGGUAUGUCUGGUUCAAGGAGAGAGUCUAAAUCUACAAAUUCUUCUGGCUUUAAGGUUCGAGAGCUUGGAAAGAUCCUGCAUCUGGCUUGGGCUCAAAAGCAAGGGUGCUUUGAAGGUUUCUGUAGUGCUGAUACAGAAAAAUGUUGUGGAGCUACAGAAGUGACAAAGCCUGAAACUCCAGAAGAUGAGUUGCCUUCUAUAUCUCGUGGGCUUGACUUAAAUGUUGUUUCAGUGCCUGAUUUGAAUGAAGAGCUGACCCCUCCAUUAGAGUCCUCCAGGGAUGAAGAUAAUGGAUGUACUUUGGAACAGACUGUUGAGGCAGAUGAUGAUGCUGCUUCUCAUGACAUAAAGAAGAAUGGUUUAGCAAGAUCGCAUGGUAGUGGCGAUUCACAGACCUGGACUGAUGGGCCCAGUGGAGAAGUACCUGCUGUUGACUCGCGGGCAGAAUUGUGCAGGAAAAGGGCUGCACAUUCCAAUGAGGAAAUGCACGACUGUGAUAGCACAUUGAUAAAUGGGUCACCGUUCCGUGUAUCCACUGGCUCAGGUUGCUUGGAUGAAAACUUUGAGUACUGUGUGAAGAUAAUCCGAUGGUUGGAAUGUGAGGGUCAUAUUAACCAAGAAUUCAGGUUGAAAUUGCUGACAUGGUUUAGUUUGAGAUCAACAGAACAAGAACGUAGAGUAGUAAACACCUUCAUUCAAACUCUGAUUGAUGAUCCUAGUAGUUUGGCAGGACAGUUGGUCGACUCAUUUUCAGAUAUCAUAUCCAGCAAGAGGCCACGAAACGGUUUCUGUAGUAAGCUGUGGCAUUAAUAUUCAAAAUUAGGGUGGGGUAUCCUAAAAUACAGGAUUGCUAUCCUGCAUCAUGAUUAUUUUUUUCCCUGGUGACAAAAUUACUUCUGAUUGCUUCACGGUUCUUUGUACAGGCAUUUUUUUUCAUAGUCACUUUGGGAGGUGAUUCAUUUAUGUUGUGGACAGCUUUGUCCAGCUAAGAAAAUUGGUUGCUGAUUGCGGAGACGCAUCCAUUUUUAUUUUACUUUUCAAGUCAAAAUGCCCUUGGAUGGGAGGCUUCAUGCUGUAAAAGGUAUUUAUUUGCAUUUGGAGCUUCAUCCUUUAGCAAGGCAUUUGUAAUUCCUUAAAUCGUGCUAAUUACAGUUGAAAUAGACUUUAGUUAUGAAGAACAUCUCAUCUAAAAUUUUAUAUGUGCGCCUGCGGAUACUCUUUUAUUAUUUUGCUUCUUUAAUCAAAGAAGGGUGCAUUAAUUGAUGGAUGAAUUUAGUGGUUA